Messenger RNA from Coregonus clupeaformis (lake whitefish), 1213 nucleotides. RefSeq lists its product as uncharacterized. The record is from RefSeq and is a predicted model, not a curated record. The coding region runs from base 55 to 936 and encodes 293 amino acids. Gene Ontology annotation, molecular function: protein binding. The transcript has 4 exons. NCBI's taxonomy places the organism in Eukaryota, Metazoa, Chordata, Actinopteri, Salmoniformes, Salmonidae.
GACUCCAAAAUAACCGCAGAAAUAACCACAAGAAGAGGAAAUCAUCAUCCAGGAAUGACAAUGAAGAGUGUUGUAUCUCUGCUGGUGUUGCUGCACUGCUGUCUGUCUGGGGCCCAGGUCCACAGAGAUAGAGAUGGAGUCAGUGGGAAUGAGAUCCAGCAGGUUGACUAUGAGGACAGAGAGAGCAGAGGGAAUGACAUUCAGACUGACAAACAGAGAGCUGAAGCUGCAGCCUCAACACACAGCCAGCAAACCUGCCAGCCUGACAUCCACACUGUGCUGAGAGAACUGAGCAACAUGAUGGCGGAGCAGAGAGUUGAGCUGAGUCACACAAAGACUGAACUGGGAGCCAUGGAGGCCCGACUGAGAGACAGUGAGAGCCGACUGACAGCCAGUGAGAGCCAGGUGGAGGAACUGACCAAGAGGAAUGAAGCACAAGCAGUGAAACUAAUCUCCAUGGAGACUCGUUCUAACAUCACUGAGAGCCAUGUUGAAGUUCUGAAGAGAAACAGUCAAGACAGGAAGUUGGCUUUCUCAGCCUCACUAGAAGCACCUGGUCAACACGGAAACACUGGACCCUUCAACACUGGAAUCACCCUGGUCUACAGAAAUAUCUACACAAACAUUGGCAAUGCUUAUAACCCCACUACAGGGAUUUUCACGGCACCAGUGAGAGGACUCUACCUGUUCAGGUUUUACAUCUAUGGAGGGGGUGAUAGUUCAGUUCCUACAACUGCAGCCUUGCAUAAGAAUGGACAUCAAAUUGCUAUUGCACAUGCUGUCCAUGCUAGUGGUAGCAUUAGUUCCUCUAAUGGAGUGUCAGUGCUGCUGGAGGUAGGAGAUGUGGUCAACAUGCAUCUCUGGGCUGGGAGAAAGAUAUAUGAUAGUACAAAUCGCCACAGCACCUUCAGUGGUCAUCUGCUCUUCACUAUGUAAGAGGGUUGGUAAAAAACUAUCUGAUGGGGUGUGUUGUCUUUGUCAUGUUAAUAUUAGGUAACACUUUACUUGACACCCAGAGUCAUGACACGGUCAUAACCAUGUCAAUGAGUCAUAACAUCUGACAACUUGUCAUAACCUGUCAUAAUAUGGUUGUAACACUGUCAUGACACAUAUAUAGAGACCUGUUGUAACGUAUAUUACGUUAUUUUAUGGCUGGUUAUGACACCUACAUAAGAGUGUCAGAACCCACAAAACCUACCACCCAAGGCAAAAC